CUAGUUUCAGUUGCAGUACAAGUGUAUAUAGAACUUAUGUAAGACACUAGUUCUAUGUUAAGAUGCUUAUUUCAAUGUCAGAGAAACAGAGAAGUACAUAACGUAACAUAAGCUUGUUUCUGUUACAGAUCCUCCUUUUGAGCAGUUCCCUGUUGCAGCCUCUUUGCCUCAGUUUCUGGAUGUGGAGAACGUGAAAUUAAAAAAAUGAUCUACCAAGAUUUUUGUGAAGUAUUUUUCUCAUGGAUGAAUUUUCCAUUUUGACUGUAAAAAUUGAGACAAACAUGCCUAAGGUUAGGCACUUUAACUUACACCAAAAUGUUUCUGGAAGAUUGCAGUUUUUGAGGUUAAAUUGAGAGAUGGAACCACAACAAGAAAUGGAGUGGAAUGAAGCCCAGAAGAUUGGAAUGAGUGUUGACCUUGUAGCUGUGGCAAAAAAGCAGCUUCAGUUUCUUGCUGCUGUUGAUAGGAACCGUCAACUCUAUGAUGGUCUUGCCCUUGAGAGGGCUAUCUAUAGGUAUAAUGCUUGUUGGCUUCCUUUGCUUGCCAAACAUUCUGAGUCUCAGAUUUUUGAAGGCCCUUUGGUAGUUCCUCUUGACUGUGAAUGGGUUUGGCACUGUCACAGGCUUAACCCGGUAAGGUACAUAUCUGACUGUGAAGAACUUUAUGGACGGAUACUUGACAACUUUGAUGUUGUCUCUACUGUUGAAGGAAUUUGUGUCAAGCAAACUGAAGAAAUCUGGAAUAAACUGUAUCCUGAUGAACCCUACCAUGCUGAUUUGAUUAGUGUUUUUCCAGAGGAUAUCUCUGAAAGAUUUGCCAAGCUUGAAAAAUACACCAAAUAUGAUCUGAUUUCAGCUGCUAAGAGGCAGAGUCCGUUCUUCUACCAGGUAUCAAGAUCCCACAUGAAAAAUGAUCUCUUUAUCAAGGAAGCUGUGGCCAGAUAUAAAGGCUUUUUGUAUCUUAUCAAGAGAAACAAGGAGAAGGGUAUAAAAUUCUUUUGUGUUCCGACAUAUGACAUUGACCUAAUCUGGCACUCUCACCAGUUACAUCCGAUUUCAUAUUGUAAAGACCUGAAUGAAGCACUUGGAAAAGUUUUGGAACACGAUGAUACAGACUCAGACAGAACUAAAGGAAAGAAACUGGAUGUUGGUUUUUCUGGAACCACCAAACAGUGGAAAGACACAUUUGGUACAGGAUAUUGGAAGGCUGGAGCAAUGUAUAGGGGUAAUGCACCAUCUCCUAUCACAAGUAACCCUUUUUCUUCUAGCAUGAUUUGCAAGAAGGUUGUUUCUUCCAAUGAGCACCUACAAGAAAUUUUGCUACAAGAACGGAAAGUUGUUGAGGUUCUUUUGGAGUUUGUUGGGGUUAAAAACUUGCCAGAGGGACAUGAAGGAGAUCUAUUUGUUUUAUUUUCAAAAUCACAGCCUGAUCUAUUCUUUGAUGCUAAAAGGAGACUGAGUAUUUUGUCAGAGUCUAAAGAGAAACAAGUUGCAUCUUUCCAGUGUGAACCUACAGGGGAGCUGAUUUUUGAACUCAUGUCCUCUUCUUCUUCCAAGUUAUCAAUAAGGAAGUCAACAAAGACGCUUGGUUCUGCUUCUUUCUCUAUGAAAGACUAUCUUGACCCAGUUUCAAAACUCUAUUUUGAGAAAUGGUUGGAGUUGGUGCCAAGUUCUGGUACUAUGAGCUCAAAGCCAAUCCUGCUACGAGUAGCCAUCUCAUUUACUGUCCCAAUUCCUGCCCCAUACACACUCGAAAUGACUCAAUCUCGUCCAUUUUCCAAAAUUACAUGUCUCUUCAACCUUCCUGUUAAGCCUCAACAUGCCAAGAGCUGGACACAUGUCACAGAUGAAAGUGGCACCAGAAUCAUCAGCCUUCAAAUGAGGGAUUUGAAGAAUGCAAAGAACGCAGGAAAUCCUGGAAAAGAGGUUGUUGGCCUCAUGAAGUCUGGUGAAACUCGCACUCUUGCUGAGUUUAUGGAAAAUGGAUGGUCUGUUUUGGAGAAUCUUUGGUUGUUUCACCUUCCAAACAAAUGCACAAAUGAUGGGCAUCUUUUUGAGCUUACGGGUACCAAGACGGUGAAAAUUUUUCCCGGAAGAAAGUUAGAAUAUGAACUGAGUCACAAUGGGAAAAGGGGAAAUGAAAUGGACUUCUUAACAGCAGUUGAAUUCUCCACAGUAGAUCCUUAUGGGAAAGCAGUAGCAUUGCUUGACUUGAGAUCUAGAUUUGUCAAGUCUAAGGAAAAAUGGAUGGUGCUGCCUGGAAUCAUUCUGGCUUUUAUUGCUUCUAACUUAAUGAAAAAGGAAGGAUAUGAAGGCAUCAUAGCUAAAAGUAAAGAUAUGAAGGUGAAUGUCCCGAACGAGGAAAAUAUGAGGACAGUCUUGACUGGAAUGGAGUUGAAUUGUAAUGGAGAUGCAGUGAAAAGUGGCGGUUGUGGGGGGUGUGGUACUGGUUGUGGCGGAGGCUGUGGAAGUAUGAUUAAGAGUAGUGGUUGCGGUGGUUGCGGUGCAGGCUGUGGACGAGGGUGUGGAAGUUUUGUGAAGAGUGGUGGUUGCGGUGGUUGUGGUGGAGGCUGUGCAGGAGGGUGUGGAAGUAUGGUGAAGAGUGGUGGUUGCGGUGGUGGUUGUGGUGGAGGCUGUGGAGGAGGGUGUGGAAGUGUGAUGGAGAGUGGUAGCUGCGGUGGUUGUGGCGGAGGGUGUGGAAAUGACAACAUGAAGAAGAGCAGUGAGUGCGGUGGAGGAUGUGGUGGUGAUCUUGUUGAUAGUAAAUGCAGCAUUGAACACUUUUUGAGUGAGGAACCAAACUAUGCUAAAGAAGCAGCAGUAGCUGCAUGAAGCAUGUUGCAUGAUUAUGCAUGUUACCAUUGUAUAUAUCAACGUGUGUCUGAGAGCUUCUCACUCCCAGUUUCGCUUCUCUCCCAUUUAUGUCUUCAAAGAAAAUAGAAAAAUAAAGAGGAGAGAGUUGAAUAUAUGUAAUAAUCCAUUUUAAUUUCCCGUGUGUGUCCUUAAUUAUGCAUUUAUGCUCCUUAAGUUUAUGCAUAUGCACUGAAUAUGUAAGGAUAUUAAGAUAUUUUCAUGCAGUAGAAAUUCUACUUGUGUUUCAAAGUUUUUCUCCUUCGUUAUCGACUUGUAGAUUUUGGUAGCUAAUUUCGCUACUUGAAAAUAAACAAAAAUGCUGGUGAUUUUG
This is a messenger RNA of Abrus precatorius (Indian licorice), 3183 nucleotides long. Its product is annotated as glycine-rich domain-containing protein 1. The transcript is spliced from 9 exons. The record is from RefSeq and is a predicted model, not a curated record. Bases 357 to 2831 code for a protein of 824 amino acids. Lineage: Eukaryota; Viridiplantae; Streptophyta; Magnoliopsida; Fabales; Fabaceae.